Messenger RNA from Gracilinanus agilis (Agile Gracile Mouse Opossum), 7875 nucleotides. It is a transcript of the gene ZNF646, whose product is annotated as zinc finger protein 646. Gene Ontology annotation, molecular function: DNA-binding transcription factor activity, RNA polymerase II-specific; RNA polymerase II transcription regulatory region sequence-specific DNA binding. NCBI's taxonomy places the organism in Eukaryota, Metazoa, Chordata, Mammalia, Didelphimorphia, Didelphidae. Gene Ontology annotation, biological process: regulation of transcription by RNA polymerase II. Gene Ontology annotation, cellular component: nucleus. The record is from RefSeq and is a predicted model, not a curated record. Bases 977 to 6562 code for a protein of 1861 amino acids. The transcript has 3 exons.
AAGGCCCUGGAGAGAAAGUGGAACAUUUAUGUGUUCGUUUCCAGGUGUCUUCUUCCAAAGCUAGAGAGAUCCUGUGGUUGAGAUUGAUCUAAAGAGAAGAGCAGAACUGUGGGGUCCACUUGGGGCAGCCAGAAGAAAGGGCCUUUUGGAAGCAGAGGCAGGGCUGAAGUCAGGUGUGUGUGUACCUGUGUAUGUGUAUAAGUGUGAAGUAUAUGAAGAAGGCCAAGAGCAGAAGUGUGGGAGAGCAAGGUGCCUUGGGGAACAAAGGAAAAAAAGAGGAAAGGGAUAGACUAACCAAGGAAGAAGGGAAAAGAUAUGGGAGAGAAAGAACACUUGUACACAGAAGAGGAGAACAAAAGGCAGUUGGGAACUACCUGGUUAUAGGGAAAGGAACAUAGGACUAGGAAUCAGGCCUGGGUUCAAGACUCUCUGACUUUGCUCUUUACUCAGCUCUGUGUCCUUAACCAAGUUACUUCUUCUUUUCUCAGAAGCCUCAUCUGUAAGGUGAGAGGGAAUGAUAAAAUCUGUUCUCUCUACCUCCCAGAGUAAUCAUGAGGAGUAUAUGAAAUAGGAUUUGUGAAGUCAUUUUUUGAACUUAGAAACUUUUUUUAAAAAUAAGUAUAAGGUAUUUAUUUGAUAGGAAACUAGUUGUGUGUUUGGGAGUUGAAAGAAGAGGGGUCAACAAAGAGCUAAGAAUAAAAGAAGAGAGUGGGGGGGAGGAGAUCUAAUAAAAUAUGAAGCUAGAAUAGUGAAACAGUUAAGUGGGUAUAGAUAAUUACAGAGGCUAGUAUUUAUUGGAACAGUGAGUCUUGAUUUCUUUACCUAACAGAUCUUCAACUGGAGAGCAGUGAUAGAGGCUCUGACUUGGAUCCCCAGCAGUCCCAAUAAGUUCCCUUUGCUGCUCCUCCAAAGAAAGAAGAUGUUAUCACCAUCUACCUGUGUUUCCUGAGCCCUCUGCAGCUUUCCUUGCCACCUCAUGGAGGAUACCCCUGCCUUGAUCAGCUGCCCUGAUUGUCAGCGUCAUUUCCCCAGCCUCCCAGAACUGGCACGUCACCGUGAGCUACUCCAUCGCUCACCUUCAGGCAGGAAUGGUGACGAGGCUGAUGAGAUCCCUCGGCCAUACAGAUGUGUUCAGUGUGGUCGAGGUUACCGUCAUGCAGGUAGUCUGGUCAAUCAUCGACGGACCCAUGAAAUUGGCCUCUUUCCCUGUACCACCUGCAACAAGGACUUCUCUAAUCCUAUGGCUCUCAAGAGUCACCUGAGGACUCAUGUCCCGGAGGGCCGAAAGAGGCGGCGGCCUCCCCGCCACAAAGAGGCCACAUCAUAUACUCAGGGUCAGAUGACUACCACUGACAUUUGGCGGGAUAUGCCUGGUCCUGGGGAAAACUGGAACAACCAGACAAAUCAUGGACAAAAUACACAUGUAUGGGAGGCUGGACCUGAUCCUAGGGAGGCCUCUGGUACCUGGGAAAAGCCACCUGGACACAAGGAUGGCUGGGAGAACAGGACAAAUUCUAAGGAGAGUACAGAGGGGUGGGGAAAUGCAUCAGGUCCCACAGAGGCCCCUGCUCUUCCUGCUCCAACCAGUAGCCUUCUUAGCAAUUUGGAGCAGUAUUUAGCUGAAUCUAUGGUGGAUUUUACAGGGAAUGAGAGACCACCUCAGUCCCCCCCUGCUGAGGAUGAACGUCGAUAUAAGUGUGGACAAUGUGGCAAAACUUAUAAGCAUGCUGGAAGCCUAACUAACCACCGUCAGAGCCAUGCCCUAGGUGUCUACCCUUGUGCUGUAUGCUUCAAGGAAUUUUCUAAUCUUAUGGCCCUAAAGAAUCAUUCUAGGUUACAUGCUCAGUAUAGACCUUACCAGUGUCCCCAAUGCCCACGAGCUUUCCGCCUGCCUAGUGAAUUGUUGGGACAUCAACAAGUCCAUGAAGGAGAAGGGAAAGAACUACCAUGGGAAGAGAAAGGAGAGCCAUCUGCCAAUGGCCAUGAUAGAAGUCAGCUUCAUGGUACCAAGGAACUUAAUGCCUCUGGAGAGUUCAGCACUUCUGGAGAGCUUGAUGCUGGAGAACUUAAUGAGGGCGGAGUAGAAGAAUAUAGGCCUUUCCGUUGUGCUGAUUGUGGCCGUACUUACCGACAUGCUGGAAGCCUUAUCAAUCACCGGAAGAGUCAUGAGACUGGUGUCUAUCCUUGCCCAGUCUGUCCAAAGCAGCUAUUCAAUGCUGCAGCCCUUAAAAAUCACUUGCGGGCUCAUCUUAAAGCUCGUCGUAGUGGAGGGGAAGAGGAGCAACAGCCGCAGCCACAGCCACAGCCGCAGCCACCACCACCACCUCCCACACCACUACCAUCCCUGAUGGCACUGCCACCAGAGGUUGAUCCAGAGGAAGAAGAGAAUCCUGCUACUCCAACUACCACUACAGACCACCGCCCCUAUAAAUGCAGUGAGUGUGGGCGGGCUUACCGUCAUCGUGGAAGCCUGGUAAACCACCGUCACAGCCAUCAGACUGGUGAAUAUCAGUGCUCCCUUUGCCCUCGACAGUAUCCAAACCUCAUGGCCCUCCGAAAUCAUGUGAGGGUGCAUUUUAAGGCAGCACGACGCAAUGGGAGUCAAGGGAGAGAGGAACCACUAAGCCAUGAUGGGGAAAGUAUCACACCUGGCCUAGAAAGGGAGGAUUCUACUCCUAGUCAUGAGGAGGAGUGCCCUGAAGAACAGCAAACAGCCCAAGAGGAAGAAGAUCCUAGUGAAGAAGGGACGAUAGAUAGCCAUCCAGAAGUAGAUAUGGCAGUGGCACAAAUAUGUGGUCUUUGUGGGAUGCUUUUUGAUGAUGUAGAGAGCUUAAAACAACAUGGCCAAACCCAUCAAGAAGGGGAGAAUAAUAGAGGAGAGUCAUCAGAGUCACCUCCAAGGGCCUAUUCCUGUAGAGACUGUGGGAAGAGUUAUCGACACUCAGGAAGUCUCAUCAACCAUAGACAGACCCAUCAGACAGGUGACUUUGGUUGUGGAACAUGUGCCAAGCAUUUCCAUACUGUGGCAGCCAUGAAGAGCCACUUGCGACGUCAUAGCCGGAGAAGGAGCAAGAGGCAUCAGCUGCGGACUGCUGGGAGUUCUGGUGGAAGUGACAGUGAAGUCCUAGUAACAAAUAGAAAUGAAUCCUCCCCAGAGGGCUACCAAGAAAAGAAUUUGAUUGUGAAAGAGGAAGAAAAAGAGAAAACUGACUUUCACAAAGAUGUGCAAGUGAAUGGAAUUAAUAUGGCCAAUGGCAAGUUGGAAAACAAUGAGAACUGUUUUCAGAGUGAUAUUGAAAAAGAUAAAUGUAAGCUAGAAAGAAAUGACUGUUUCCAGAGUAAUGAAGAGGACAAAAUCAAUGAAAAAAGACUGGCAGGGAAAGAGUCCUGUUUCCUUGGGAACCUGAUAACAGGCAAUAAGGGAGGCAGUAGGGACACUCCAGCUUUGGUAGAAGGAGUACAUAAACAAGAGAGUGUGUAUGAUACUAUUUCCCAUGGCCCUGAGGCUCUCAAUGGUUGGCGGACCUCUGGCCACCACACAUGUCAUGAUUGUGGGCGAUCUUUCCACCAUACAGCUGGCUUAUUAAAUCAUCGACCUUGCCACCCACCAGGCAUCUACCAGUGCUCACUCUGCCCUAAGGAAUUUGACUCACUCCCUGCUCUGCGAAGCCAUUUUCAGAACCAUGGGCCAGGAGAGGCUACAUCAGGCCAACCUUUUCUUUGUUGUCUCUGUGGGAUGAUCUUUCCUGGACGAGCAGAUUAUAGACAACAUAGAAGUCAGGUCCAUGAUUCCCCUGGUGAGAACCAGGAUUCUUCAGAGGAUGAAGAGGAAGAGACAUUGGCCUCUAACUCUACUCCCUUGCAGCUCUCAGAAGCAGAACUACUAAACCAACUACAGCGGGAGGUAGAGGGGUUGGAUGGGGCUGGCUAUGGGCAUAUCUGUGCUUGCUGUGGCCAGACAUAUGAUGACCUAGGAAGUCUGGAGCGCCACCAUCAAAGUCUAGGGAGCAUUUCAGUAGAUGGAAUGGAUACGAUUCCUACAGACUUGGAAGAGAAAGAAGGGAUCUCUGAGACAACUUUGAGUGGUAAUUUUGAGAGCACUGUGACCUCUACCUCCCAAGAUGGCACAAGCACUAUUUCUGAGGCAUGUUUGGACACUAUGUCCAAAGAUGGUAUGGAAGCUGUAGGCACUGUAGACACAACCUCUGAAUUAGGGAUAGAAGGCAGCAGUGUUGAAGCUGUUCCUGAAGCCCUCUCUCCUGCCCAGCCUCGUCCCUUUCAAUGCAAUCAGUGUGGUAAGACUUACCGCCAUGGUGGGAGCCUGGUAAACCACCGUAAGACUCACCAGACAGGAGACUUUGCCUGCCCUAUCUGUGCCCGAAGAUAUCCCAAUUUGGCUGCCUAUCGAAAUCAUUUGCGUAAUCAUCCCCGUUGCAAGGGGGCAGAACCCCAGUUAGGAGUCAUCCCUGUGGUAGAAAGCAAGGAACCAGAGAAGACAGCAGAGAUAGGGCCACUGCAGAUGCCAUCAGAAGAAUUGCAAAAAGAGCUUAAAGAGAAGGCAGUUGAAGAGAGAGCCAUUAAGAAAGAGCCAGAGGAACCCUCUAUGAAGCAGGAAGACAUACCACCAAAAGAUGAUGGCAUAGAAGAGGGGAAUUCAGAGGAGGCCAGUAUGGAUCGUCCCUUUGGCUGUGAAUUGUGUGGUCGGACAUAUAAGCAUGCUGGUAGCCUCAUCAACCAUCGACAGAGCCAUCAGACAGGACAUUUUGGCUGCCAGGCCUGCUCCAAGGGUUUCUCUAACCUCAUGGCUCUCAAGAACCACCGGCGUAUUCAUGCUGAACCUCGUCGGUUCCAUUGUGGAGAAUGUGGCAAAGCCUUUCGGUUGCGAAAACAGCUGGCCAACCAUCAGCGUGUUCAUGGGGAACGGCGAAAUGGCAAUUCUGGAGGAUCUCGGAAACUGCUGUCAACAUCACCCUCACUGAUAAGAGAUGAAAGACCUUUCCAUUGUGGUCAGUGUGGGAGGACUUACCGGCAUGCAGGAAGCCUCCUGAACCAUCGUCGGAGCCAUGAGAUAGGGCAGUACAGCUGUCCAACCUGCCCUAAAACCUAUUCAAACCGCAUGGCGCUAAAGAACCAUCAGCGCCUACAUUCAGAAAGUCGGAGGCGACGGGCAGGAAGGGUAAGGCGUGGGGGUGGACCUCGGGUAGCUGUGCGUUGUGCCCUUUGUGGCCACAGUUUGCCUAGAAGGGGAUCUCUGGAGAGACAUCUAAGGGAGCAUGAGGAGACCAGUAAGAGGGAACUAGAUGUAAUUAAAGUACUUAGCCAAACAACUGUCAAAGAUGAGAGUCAAGUAGAUAUCUGUGAACUAGACGGAAGAUCAUGUGAAUAUGAACUUGGAGCUCAGGUCAAUAACCAAACUAAGGGCACACAAGAAUUAGGUCAGGAUUCCAGUGGGUUAUCAGGAAGUCAGGAAGGCAGUGGAGAGCCAUUGUCCUGGAUCCAUGGGAAAACAGAUGCAUGGCAUAUUAAUGAGACACCAGUGAGUAUAUCAGGUAGCCAAAAACACACCAGACCAGGUGACUGUGGGUUUGGGAAUACAUGCAGUCAAGAAGACAGUCAACCAAAUGCCCUAGAGCCAAGAAGCCUAGAAGACUGGGAUAGUGGGCAGAUCCAGGACCAAGAUAACAGUUCUCAAUCCCAGCUAGAAAUCCGCCCUUUCUGCUGUGGACAGUGUGGCAAGACCUACCGGCAUGCAGGCAGUCUUCUGAACCACCGCAAUACCCACAAAACAGGCCAUUACCACUGCCAUCUCUGCUCUAAGGAAUUUUCAAAUCCCAUGGCGGCCAAAAACCAUGGUCGCAUUCACACAGCAACCCGUCGCUUCAUGUGCCCUCACUGUGGAAAAGCUUUCCGUGCCUCUCGUGAGCUGACUAACCACCAGAGAGGCCAUGCUAUGGAUCAAGGCCAGGCCCCACCUCAGGUGGAGGAAGCUGAUGGACAAGAGGUUGAGACUAAAAGGGAUAUGGAAGAUAAGUGUAUAUCAGGGCAAGGGGAAACCCAAAGAGCCACUAAAGAAAUAUCAGAGUCUGAGACGGCUGUGAAGGAGGCAAAAGAAGUGGGGUUAAAACAAGCCACAGAAGAAGAACGUCCUUUCUGUUGUACCCAAUGUGGGCGCUCUUACCGUCAUGCUGGUAGCCUGCUAAACCACCAAAAAGCCCAUGCCACAGGUCUCUAUCCUUGCUCCCUCUGCCCCAAGCUACUUCCUAACCUAUUGGCCCUCAAGAAUCAUGGAAGGACACACACAGAUCCUAAGCGCCAUCGCUGUGGAGUCUGUGGCAAAGCUUUUCGGACAGCAGCCCGGCUAGAAGGCCAUGGGAGGGUCCAUGCACCUCGGGAGGGACCCUUCUCUUGCCCACAUUGCCCUCGCCGCUUUCGUCGCCAAAUCAGCUUCUUGCAGCACCAGCAACAACAUAAGGAGGAGUGGACGAUGACUAGUACUGGGGAUACACAGUCACCUACAGCAAGAGAUCGGGAUCUCUCCUCUCCUCUCCAUCCACCCCCAUGACUGGUCCUAGACCCUUCACUCCAGUGGCCUCCAGACCUCGGCUUCUCCCUCUGAAUUGUUUCUCCCAAAGACUGGGACAUCGGGGUUCUUAUUUCUGCUUUUUAACUCAGGAGAGUUUGGAUAUGAUCUCUUCUGUCAUCCUCUUGGAAAGGACUCAAGAGAGUUGGCAGGAUAGAACAAUAGAACUGUUAGAGAUGCUUUCUUCCUGCCCCUUCCAAUGAAAGAUUCAGGAUCAAGGAAAAUCCCAGCCCUGGAGAAGAUGUUUCUGCCCUUUUGCCAUUUCUCUCUGGCUCCCGUCUUCUGCCGUAUGGGGCUAAUUUCCCAGGAUGCUGGUUGUCCAGUUCUUAGGAAAGGGUUAGAGUUGUACUGAGUUCUUUUUCCCCUCUCUUCCUCAGCAUCAAGGACCCUAGAUCUACUGUGUGGGUCAUGGAGAAAGAGAUAGAGGACAAAGGAACCUUGGAGUCUUAAGAAUGAAGGGAGAGGGAAAGCAUAGGUUCAAGGGAGAUAGAUUCCCAAAGAGGGAGAAGAGAACAGGAUUUCUCCCUUGGGGGAAAAGCCUUUUGCUACAAUUUGUAACUUAUUUUCUAAAGUCUAUUUUGUAAGGUUUUAUUUAAGUUUUAAAAAAGGGAAAAUUUGCUCCAAAAAAAAAGGAAAUUUUAAGAAAAAAGUUGGCUGCUAUAGUGUGUAUUAUGUAUCUGGUAGUUAAAGGAAAAAAAGUCUGUUCGUGGGAUUUUUCUGUGUGGUGGGACAUGCACUGGUUGGAUUUGGGGGAUGAACCAACAAGACAUUCUAGGAAGAUUCUGCAGAAGAUUCUAGGCAGAGAUCUCCCUAUCCUGCCAGGGAUUGCAGGGAGAUUGGGAUGAUUCUGUCUCCUGGCUCUGCACAUUUCUUCCCAAGUUCAAAUAGGCUCGUGCAUUUCCACAGAACCAGGUACACAAGACUUUGGUCUCUCAAUGAGGCCUGUCCUUGUAUAAAGAGGGAGUAACAACCCAUUCUCUUCUUGAAGCCAUCACAUCUUAAGUCCUUUGGCACCUGUAAUCAGAAAAAAGCAUGAGGUAGAGGAAGGUGAACAGAGGUUAUGUGUGGUGCAAAUGAAUUGGGAGUUUACCUCUGGCCUAUCCAUGCAUAAUGUAGGCAUCUUGGAGAAGCUCAGUCACCAACUACAGGGACCACCUCCUAUGGGGAAAAUGGGGGGGUAGAAGGGAAAGAAGCAGGAAAUUCAGUUGACAGAACUCAUCUGGAAUAUAAUUUUCCCUGUGACUAAAGGUGGGAAUUGGAAGAAUAAUUUCCCUUGGUCCUAGAGGCAAAGGGGA